Messenger RNA from Odobenus rosmarus divergens (Pacific walrus), 2382 nucleotides. It is a transcript of the gene SPG7, whose product is annotated as spastic paraplegia 7 (pure and complicated autosomal recessive). Gene Ontology annotation, biological process: protein-containing complex assembly; mitochondrial protein processing. The transcript is spliced from 17 exons. Lineage: Eukaryota; Metazoa; Chordata; Mammalia; Carnivora; Odobenidae. The record is from RefSeq and is a predicted model, not a curated record. Gene Ontology annotation, molecular function: zinc ion binding; metalloendopeptidase activity; ATP-dependent peptidase activity. Gene Ontology annotation, cellular component: m-AAA complex; membrane.
AUGGCGGCCGCGUUGCUGCUGCUGCGCGCCCUCCGCCCGGGCCGGGCCGCGGGGUCCGGGCCACUGCGGGGCCCCUGCUCGGGCUGGAGCCUAGGCCUCUCCCUCGGGGCCGGAAGGAGGUGCCGGCACUUCGUCCACAGGCCUGCGAUCCGGCUCCUGGGGGCCGGAGGCCACGCCAAGCAGAGUUUGCAGCUGUGCCUGCGAACCCCAACCGUUGAAGGGUUCAGUGGAUUGUUGUUGAAACAGCAUCUAGUCCAGAAUCCAGUCAGACUCUGGAAACUCUUAGGUGGCAGUUACUAUUUUAACACUUCCAGGAUGAAGCAGAAGACGAAGGACAAUGAUAAAUCUAAGGGGAGGACCCCUGAAGAUGAUGAAGAGGAGAGGAGACGCAAGGAGAGAGAGGACCAGAUGUACCGCGAGCGGCUGCGCACCUUGUUUGUCAUCGCCGUGAUCAUGAGCCUGCUGAACGCGCUCAGCACCAGCGGGGGCAGCAUUUCCUGGAACGACUUUGUGCACGAGAUGCUGGCGAAGGGCGAGGUGCAGCGCGUGCAGGUGGUGCCUGAGAGCGAUGUGGUGGAGGUCUACCUGCACCCUGGAGCUGUGGUGUUCGGGCGGCCUCGGCUGGCCUUGAUGUACCGGAUGCAGGUGGCAAACAUCGACAGGUUUGAGGAGAAGCUCCGAGCUGCUGAAGACGCCCUGAAUAUUGAAGGCAAGGACAGGAUCCCGGUUUCCUAUAAGCGGACAGGAUUCUUUGGAAAUGCCCUCUACGCCUUGGGGAUGACCGCCGUGGGCCUGGCCAUCCUGUGGUACGUGUUCCGUCUGGCUGGAAUGACGGGAAGGGAAGGAGGACUCAGUGCUUUUAAUCAGCUUAAAAUGGCUCGUUUCACAAUUGUGGAUGGCAAGAUGGGGAAAGGAGUCAGCUUCAAAGAUGUAGCAGGAAUGCACGAAGCCAAACUGGAAGUCAAAGAGUUUGUGGAUUAUCUGAAGAGCCCAGAGCGCUUCCUUCAGCUUGGCGCCAAAGUCCCAAAAGGUGCACUGCUGCUCGGGCCCCCCGGCUGUGGGAAGACACUUUUGGCCAAGGCGGUGGCAACAGAGGCCCAGGUGCCGUUCUUGGCAAUGGCCGGUCCAGAGUUCGUGGAGGUCAUUGGAGGCCUUGGCGCUGCCCGCGUGCGGAGCCUCUUCAAGGAAGCCCGGGCCCGGGCUCCCUGCAUCGUCUACAUUGACGAGAUCGACGCUGUGGGCAAGAAGCGCUCCACCACCAUGUCUGGCUUCUCCAACACGGAGGAAGAGCAGACACUCAACCAGCUUCUGGUGGAAAUGGACGGAAUGGGCACCACCGACCAUGUCAUCGUCCUGGCAUCUACCAACCGAGCUGACAUCUUGGACAACGCUUUGCUGAGACCGGGCCGACUGGAUCGACACGUCUUCAUUGACCUUCCCACACUGCAGGAAAGGCGGGAGAUUUUUGAGCAGCACCUGAAGAGCCUGAAGCUGACCCAGGCCAGCAGCUUUUACUCACAGCGUCUGGCAGAGCUCACGCCGGGGUUCAGCGGUGCUGACAUCGCCAACAUCUGUAACGAGGCCGCGCUGCACGCUGCACGGGAAGGGCACACGUCCGUCCACACGUUUAACUUCGAGUACGCUGUGGAACGGGUCAUUGCUGGGACUGCCAAAAAGAGCAAGAUCCUAUCAAAGGAAGAACAAAAGGUGGUUGCGUUUCAUGAGUCAGGCCAUGCCCUGGUUGGCUGGUUGCUGGAGCAUACCGAGGCCGUCAUGAAGGUCUCCAUUGCGCCACGGACAAAUGCAGCGCUGGGCUUUGCUCAGAUACUUCCGAGAGACCAGCACCUCUUCACCAAGGAGCAGCUGUUUGAGCGCAUGUGCAUGGCCUUGGGUGGCCGCGUGUCCGAGAACAUCUCCUUUAACAAAGUCACUUCUGGGGCUCAGGACGACCUGAGGAAGGUCACACGCAUCGCCUAUUCCAUGGUGAAGCAGUUUGGGAUGGCGCCAAGCAUCGGGCCCGUCUCCUUUCCCGAGGCGCAGGAGGGCCUCACAGGCAUUGGACGGCGCCCCUUCAGCCAGGGCCUGCAGCAGAUGAUGGACCACGAAGCGAAGCUGCUGGUGGCAAAGGCCUACAGGCACACGGAGAAGGUGCUGCAGGAAAACCUGGACAAGCUGCAGGCGCUGGCGAAUGCCCUGUUGGAGAAGGAAGUGAUACACUACGAGGAUAUCGAAGCCCUCAUCGGUCCGCCACCUCACGGGCCCAAGAAGAUGAUCGCUCCUCAGAGGUGGAGUGACGCGGAGAGGGAGAAGCAAGACGUGGGGGAGGAGGAGGCACCUCAGCAGCCCCCACUUCAAGGGGAGGAGCCGUCUUAGCCCAAGUAG